ACGUGACUGUCGCGUUGACUCGCGUAACCUCGCGACUUCCUGGCGGCAGUUUCAGAGCUUCUAGACGAGACGUUUGAAUCGCAAACAUUAUAUCACAACUAAACAUUUAUAAACAAAAAAUCACAAGCUCAAGACACACAAAGAUGAGUUCAGAUAAUGACGGGCUUUCUUCAGAUGUUGAUCCUGUGGCAACAACUAGCAACCAACCAGAACCAUCAGCUAUUGAGGGGGUGACACCCACACGUUUAUUAAAAAUGAAAGAAAUAAUGGAAAACCAAUGUUUUGAGAUGAAUGUUAAAGUCAGCAUGGGAAGACACAAGGGAUCAUGUGAAGAUGCAGAUCUAUCCAAAUAUGAAAGUGAAAUAGAGCAGGCAAGGCUCUCACACUUCAAUAAAACACUGGUAUUAAACAGAAUGCAGAUUUGGAAUGCCGUCAUUGACAAGAUCAUUCAGAAUGACGAAGAUGCUCAGCCACUGAAGGCAUUGACUGAUGAGAACACAGAGCUAUGUGAACAGACCCUGAAGAUUUUAAAGGAAACACGAGAACUUCAGGACCAGAUUAUAGAUCUCCAAAAGGAAAGACUUGAACUUAAAGGACAGAUAAAGAAAAAAAUGCAAGAGAUAAACGAGUGGAAACAGGUGAAGGAGAAUCAAGGAGAAGUACAGCAGAGAGCCAAAGAACGAGCUGAAGCUGUGCUGGAGAAGUAUCAGAAGGUCACCACCAUUUUACAAAAUGUGCUGCGGGGAAUUAUACUUGCCAGUAAAGUGAACUGGAGAGAUGACCCUAAAUUAAAAGACAUCGCGAUGGGACUGGAAAACAUACCUAACUGAAGAGGACCUAUUUCAACAGUUCUCCUGUCAUUGUAAAUACUGUGUGUAUAAUGUCAAUAUGGGAUAAAACUUGCUGUUUAUUGUUCCAAGGUCAUUCAAAAAUGUUCAUUGUUGUUUUCUGGGCAUUUUUUA
Paramisgurnus dabryanus is the source of this 962-nucleotide messenger RNA. RefSeq names its product centromere protein H (gene cenph). Gene Ontology annotation, molecular function: kinetochore binding. Gene Ontology annotation, cellular component: nucleus; kinetochore. Gene Ontology annotation, biological process: kinetochore assembly; mitotic spindle organization; chromosome segregation. The record is from RefSeq and is a predicted model, not a curated record. NCBI's taxonomy places the organism in Eukaryota, Metazoa, Chordata, Actinopteri, Cypriniformes, Cobitidae.